Phoenix dactylifera (date palm) is the source of this 1087-nucleotide messenger RNA. RefSeq names its product MYB31 transcription factor31-like. NCBI's taxonomy places the organism in Eukaryota, Viridiplantae, Streptophyta, Magnoliopsida, Arecales, Arecaceae. The record is from RefSeq and is a predicted model, not a curated record.
UCAUGACUUGGGAGGAGGAGGCCUACCAGCCACUCCCCUACUAACCUUUUUUCUCACCAACUCGCUUCUAGAAAAACUCCCUCCCAAACGCCUGCCCCUUCCGGCCCUUUCAGCCGGAGUCAAACGCCUAUAAAUCCCCAUCCCCGUUCCGAGGGGGGAGCUUACGCUGCACGCAUAGAAGGGGAGAAAGAAAGCACACAGAAGAGAGUCAUGGGGAGGUCUCCAUGCUGCGAGAAAGCCCACACCAACAAGGGGGCAUGGACUAAGGAGGAGGAUGAGCGCCUCAUCGCCCACAUCCGUGUCCAUGGCGAGGGCUGCUGGCGCUCGCUCCCCAAGGCGGCUGGCCUCCUCCGGUGCGGCAAGAGCUGCCGCCUCCGAUGGAUCAACUACCUCCGUCCUGACCUCAAGCGGGGGAACUUCACCGAAGAGGAAGACGAGCUCAUCAUUAAGCUCCAUAGCCUCCUUGGUAACAAAUGGUCCUUGAUAGCUGGAAGGCUGCCGGGGAGGACAGACAACGAGAUAAAGAACCACUGGAAUACGCAUAUCAAAAGGAAGCUUUUGAAUAGAGGAGUAGACCCCGCAACCCACCGGCCGAUCAACGAGCAUGCUUCCAACGUGACCAUCUCCUUCGAGAGGAGAGAGGAGAAGGGUAGUGCUGCGGUUCGACAUGAGGAGAGGAGUAGUAGUGAGGAGUCAUCGGCAUGGCCGCGGGGGCGGCUGCAGCAGCAGCAGCUGAAGUGUCCAGACCUUAAUUUAGAGCUUUGUAUAGGCCCUCCCCUGCAACAAGAGUCAUUGGAGCCUGUGAAGAGGGAGGGGACGACCCUUUGUUUCAGCUGCAGCUUGGGGUCGCAGAAGAGCAACGAGUGCAAGUGUAAUGGCUUCCUUUGCCUCAGCACUGGAGUGCUCGAUUACAGAAGCCUUCAGAUGAAUUAAUAGAGCAAGGAGCACUUCAGAAUUCUAAACUUUAGAGGUUAGGGGCCGGUAUGAAGAGCUUGCAUCUUUGAGGGACUCUUUAAUUUUCUCUUCUUUCUAUUAUGUAUAAUUAUUACAACAUAUAAUACUAGAUGCCUCUGAUUAUUCAUAACAA